GGUUCAGCGGGCUCCGCUACUAGGUGCCGGGCCGCCGCCGCGAUAGUUUUUGUAGCUUCCCGCGCGGGCGCCGGCGCUGCCAACUGAAGGCGGGCGGAGCUGCGCGCGAUUAAGUCCGCUCGGGCGCAGGGGCGGGGCGGAGCAGGGCUCGCCGCCCCUCCCCUCAGGCGACUGCGGCUGGGUGGUGGUUUCCCGCGUGAACUCACAGCAAGCGAGGCUCCACCGUCAUGAAGGUGAAGAUUAAGUGCUGGAACGGCGUGGCCACUUGGCUCUGGGUGGCCAACGACGAGAAUUGCGGCAUCUGCCGGAUGGCCUUUAAUGGCUGCUGCCCGGACUGCAAGGUGCCAGGCGACGACUGCCCGCUGGUGUGGGGCCAGUGCUCACACUGCUUCCAUAUGCACUGCAUCCUCAAGUGGCUCAACGCACAGCAGGUCCAGCAGCACUGCCCCAUGUGCAGGCAGGAGUGGAAGUUCAAGGAGUAAGCCGCCCCUGCACAGGGCCGUCCCUGGGCGAAGACAGGGUGAGAUGAGGACUGGAGCUGCGUUGUCCCUGCCACCGCAGCGCUGACACUUUUAUCCAAUAAAAAAAGCUCAUUAAACCGCCUGCGCCUCGCCGGAGGCCUCUGGUUGCCUGUUGUCUUGGCGCUGACGUGGCCUCCGUGUGCUGUGCGUUGAUAUGAAAAGUCAUGAAUAAACAUCUCUGCAGUA
Messenger RNA from Hipposideros armiger (great roundleaf bat), 707 nucleotides. It is a transcript of the gene ANAPC11, whose product is annotated as anaphase promoting complex subunit 11. Bases 228 to 482 code for a protein of 84 amino acids. NCBI's taxonomy places the organism in Eukaryota, Metazoa, Chordata, Mammalia, Chiroptera, Hipposideridae. Gene Ontology annotation, biological process: anaphase-promoting complex-dependent catabolic process. Gene Ontology annotation, cellular component: anaphase-promoting complex. Gene Ontology annotation, molecular function: zinc ion binding; ubiquitin protein ligase activity; cullin family protein binding. The transcript has 3 exons. The record is from RefSeq and is a predicted model, not a curated record.